AUGGAGGUCUCGUAUAUCUUAUCAAACUACUAUUAUGAUCAUUACCUGAGCCUCUCCUACGAUGAUGGCGUUCCCUAUGAAGAUCCCGACUUUCCCGGUGUCAACCAUGAAGCACAGCGCGAGCUGAUGGCUUAUAGUGAGGGGCGCUUCGAGGGCUACCCUUCAAGAGAAGAAGUUCGUGAGCGAGCCCAGAACCACUCAAAAAGCAUCUUUGCAAGCUAUCAUCAGCUUAACAAGAUACCUGAGAGACAUGAGGCCACUAUCCAAAGAAGAUGGAUAAAAAAGCCCCGCCAACAGAGGCUCCAGAUCCUUCUCAAAAACUGGCCUGAUAUGCCUGUCAGCCAUCGUCCUGACUUCGCGGCUUUCCGACAAGAGCAUGCUGUAGAUCAACACGAAAAUGGAUCCAAACUGAGAGACCAUUUUAUGUGGCCCAUCGUCAACCAAGAAGACUUGUCCGGCCCCAAACUUAUGCUCUUGUUGCUGAAUUCCCGGGGAAGACUUGCUCCUCCUGCCUUUGCAGUUGAUUACGAGGGGCUUUGGUUUGGCAAAGCGACGAGAGGUGUCCAUCCUGAAUUUCUUCAUCACCAUACCGUGAUCAUGCAUGGUGCUACGAACGCUGAGGAAUAUGGAAAGCUUAUUCACUGGGACUCUCACCCAGAUGCCGAAAAGUGGGUGAGAACACGAAGGCAGUUUCUCCCUGGGGAUGCCCUCUUGAUCCUCGAAGUUCAGGAACGUCUCAUGAAAUUUCUUGUUGAUUGCUGCCACCAAAUUCUUCACGAGAUUCCCCCAGACGUCAUGAUAAGCGACCAAUACCCCAUCCAACCCGAGCCAACCUUGAAGACGGACAGCGACGCCUCUGGGUUCGUCUCCCUGGCUGUAAUCACCGCCGAGGCUCCCUACAAACAGCCCGCAGGCCUCGAUCUUAGGCAUCUGCUUAAGGUCCUCGAAGCCAAGAUGUCAGCUGCACAAGAUCAUAUUUGGUCUUUACGAGAAGACCCUGCCUACUUCUCAGAGCAAUUUCGCGAAUACUUGGACCAUCGCGAAGAGAUGCUUCCGGACACCAAUGGUAAACCGCAUCCGGUCACUCAACCACACCGUAUCAAUACCCUCUGGUCCCGUGUGCUUCUCAACAUGGUUGUGCACGCCUAUUCGAACCUACAAUCUUUCACAAUUCUGUAUACUAAAGUCCGGAUGUGCAUCCACCAUGAGGAAUCCGCUCACAACGAUAUCGAUCCUGCGAAGGACUUGCCCCAGACGUAUUUCCACGCUCUGACAUUAUUCAAGUUCUAUCUGGACCAAUCAGUCAUGGUUUCCUUGGAACAGCUCGAGCACUCCGAAUUCGCCUCACCUCCCCUCCGGAAGUUCUUCGCUCGCAUGCCACCUCCAGAUCCUUACACGUCAGAUACGAAUGUGAUUCCCCGUGCUGGGGUCAAGAUUACUGGAGUCGACAAAGAGGUCAUGUUCCUCAUCCAAACGUUGUGGAAGGAUGACUGGGGGCUCUUUAUAGCACGCUUGCCGCUCGUCGUUGAUGAGCUAGAGCGGUUGAUGCAGGCAAACCCCAAAGCAGAUGCACUCAUAUCGGCUCAUGUCGCCAAGAUACUUGGUGAUAUUGCUAUUAUAGCACAGUGUCUCAAACAGCUGGAGCUGUACCAGCCAUGGGCCGCUCAGUUCGAUGAGACUAUUCAAUCUUACAUUGAAAUAUACCGAGAUUCUUGGAAGAACAUGGGGCCCGAUUUUCGGCAAUUGCAUGAUGCCUUCCUGAGGAAAGAGUUUGAUGAAGCAGCUAGGCUCGCUGAGCCAUCAGGUGGGAAAUUUACCUAUCCGUAUAGCAAACGCCGUACCAAAGAGACAGUAGAUACCAUGCGCCGAGCUGAAGCGAACCUGGAUAUAGUCUGGACCAAGAUCGACCAGAUCAUUACAAAGAACGUUACAGGGUUUGGGGAUAAUGUUUCCAUGGUCUUCCAUAUGUUUUCAGCAUCGCGGACCCUCCGAAGGACGCCUGAGUGGGUUGAGCCUAUCAAGAGCGACUCGAAGGCCGAGUCUAUUACGAAACGAGAUCUGUGGGAGCUCAACAAACCACUUUCGAAACUGUUUCUAGACGAGCCUGCGCAGGAACCUAAGAAGUUCAAACCAGAAGUCAAGGCAAAGACCAAGGUUAAGACCAAGCGCGAACAGACAGAGCCCGCCACUGCGGAGGAGGCGAAACCGCCGGCUGUUAUAGCAGAACCAGAGCCUGAAGCCACGCAGCCCACAUUUGCUGUUGAUGCUAAGGCGCUCAAGGUGUUCCGUACUCUGUUCUUCGAUCCUGAGGUAACAUCGACUCCGGGCUUGAUCCCGUGGAACGACUUCCUAUAUGCGAUGGCGGCAACUGGCUUCAAGAUUGAGAAGCUGUAUGGCUCGGUCUGGCAGUUUACUCCAACUAAGCUGAACGUUGAGCGCAGUAUCCAUUUCCACGAACCGCAUCCAAUGGGUAAGAUUCCUUUUGAGACGGCUAGACGACAUGGUCGACGAUUGGCGAGGGCUUAUGGAUGGCACGGGGCAAAUGAUUCACGAAUUGGAAACUACCAGCAUAAGCGAGCAUGCCUUGCGACACUGAUCACCCAGAAUGAAAACCACAACUCAUACCACACGAUGGAGCAAGCGAAAUGUCUAUAUAUGAUGAAGGAGACGGCUUACGGGCACGGCCUUUUCGCCAAAGAACUCAUCAAGGCUGGGACACGCAUCAUUCACGAAAAACCGAUUCUGGCUGUCUCACAAGAGGAGACCAAGACGAAAGCCGAGUAUAGAUGUGUCGUUGAUCAAGUCGCGGACCUGAGCCACUCAGACAAACAGCGAUUGAUGGAUCUGUACCACAACGAUAAAAAGCUGCGCGAAUUUUCAUUCCUCCAGGGUCAACCUUGUCCUGGGACGAAUCUCGAUGCAGGAAUUGUCCUGGCAAAAUUCUAUACAAACGCUGCGAACAUCACAUUCGGGGGUCUCGAAUGCGGGCUGUUCACAACUUUCUGUCGCAUGAAUCACUCAUGCACACCAAACAUAUGUUGGGUGUAUGAUGAGCCAACGGGGUUCAUGGAAGUAUACGCAGUGAGGGAUAUCGACAAAGAUGAGGAGAUCACCAACUCAUACGUCGAAGUCGCGAUUUCUCACGAGGCGAGGAUGAAGGAGCUGUCCAACUGGGGGUUCACGUGUCGAUGCACUGCCUGUGAAGGACCAGAUGCUGCGAAGCAUGAUGAGCGAAGGCGCAGGAUUGCACAGAUCAAGGGCAUUCUCGACAUUUAUCAGGAUACGGGAAAAUCGGGCGACGCACCGAAGUUCGCUGAGACUCCAAAGACAGAUCUGGAAGCAUUGAGGCUCGGCGAAGAAAGUCUUGCACUGUUAUCGGUCGAGGGGCUCAUCGAGCAACUGGGUGUCAUGUAUGGGCUGUGUGCUAAGUUUGCCAAAGGCGCUGGGCUAGAUGACUUUGCGGAGGAUUAUGAGGAGAUGGAGUUUGAGAUUUUGGUGAUAACGACUGGAGAGUAUGUCGAUUGA
Fusarium tjaetaba is the source of this 3525-nucleotide messenger RNA. RefSeq lists its product as uncharacterized. Gene Ontology annotation, molecular function: protein binding. The record is from RefSeq and is a predicted model, not a curated record. The transcript is spliced from 3 exons. NCBI's taxonomy places the organism in Eukaryota, Fungi, Ascomycota, Sordariomycetes, Hypocreales, Nectriaceae. The coding region runs from base 1 to 3525 and encodes 1174 amino acids.